Messenger RNA from Dalotia coriaria, 2949 nucleotides. Its product is annotated as lysosomal membrane ascorbate-dependent ferrireductase CYB561A3-like. Lineage: Eukaryota; Metazoa; Arthropoda; Insecta; Coleoptera; Staphylinidae. The record is from RefSeq and is a predicted model, not a curated record. Gene Ontology annotation, molecular function: oxidoreductase activity.
AUGGACUGGCUGGCAGCAUUCACAGAGUACGAAGAGGAGAAUGAAUGGGGAUACGGCAGCUGGUUCCAGGUACCUUUGUUUAUGAUCAUCGCCAGCGUCCUGCUGUUGGGCUCCCUGGCGCUGACGCUCUUCUGGGUCAUCUACUACCAAGAUGGCUUCGCGUGGCGUGACGCGACACAGAAGCAGUUCAACCUGCAUCCGGUGCUCAUGGUGGCCGGCUUCAUCACUUUCAGCGGUUUCUCAAUUCUCUUGUAUCGCAUCUGUCGCUGGUCGCGGAUCUACGUGAAACUACUGCACACUGUGUUCCACGCCUACAUACCAUGCGUCGCAAUUGGCUUCCUGGCCGUGCUUCGGAUACACUUACAUAACCUCCAAACGACCGGAACCCAUUCCGAACUUUACUCGCUGCACAGCUGGAUCAGCCUGGUCACCAUGGGACUAUUCGUUUUAUAGUUUGUAGCCGGAUUCUUUAGUUUCCUGGUUCUGCUGUGCUGUGAGGGCGCCAACGCUGCAUUCCGCGCCGCCAUGGUACCAAUUCACGCGUCAUUUGGGUUGACUACCUUCUUCUUGGCCAUUGCUGCCUGCGUCACUGGUCUCACUGAGAAGGUGCUCUUUACGUUAGGGGAUAGCUAUUCGAAGUUCCCCGAGCAGGCAAUUGUGGUAAACGCCCUCGGGAUGUGUUUCAUCGCUUUGGGAAUCCUUGUUUCCUUCGCCAUUCGCAUUCCCAAUUUGGCUGGUGAUAGCCAGGUGUUCGUCCCAGGCGGGCCUACGACCUCCUAGGGAAUGGCCUGCGCCUCCAAGCAGACUCGGAUCAAGGAGGUGAGCGAGAAACCCAAAAAAGAGAAACCUGUGAAAGAGCCCAAACCAGCCAAGGAGCCCAAACCAGCAAAGGAACCCAAAGAACCCAAACCACCCAAAGAAGAAAAACCCAAAAAGGAAAAGUCCAAGGAUAAGGAAAAGAAAGAAAAGAAAAACAAGACCAAAGAUGGAGAACAAGCUCCGCCAGCUGAGGAACCUCCUAAGGAUGUCCCGCUUAUUGAAGAACCCAAGUCUGUGACGAGCGAGAAAAUGGCGCCGCUCGACGAAUCACUCGAACGCUAUUAGACGCAUACAAAAACUAUGCACACAUGAAAUAAACAACACGUACGUUCCAGUACAUUUUCAACUUUUACUCUUUAUACCAAAAACAAACCAAAAAAAAACGAGCAUUAAAACAUUACCAAUUAACAUAACCUAAUCUUAAAGUAUAGUAAAAAUAUGUAAGUGUGGUUGCAUACGCCCAGCGAGCGUGUUCAAUGUAAAUAGCAACCUGUGUGACGGCUUUCCGUUUUGUCCGUCUGAUACAUUCAAAAUGGCUGCUCAAAAAGAAUCGAUGUGAAAUCAAAAAAAAAAACAUAAUUAAGGUUGAAUAAUCAAAAAGAUUGUCCGAUAGUUUAAACUACAUAGUCACUGUCAACGUAAACAAUUCUCUAGUGCAAUCGAAUGCUUUAAAACUUAUCUAUUACGUGUGUUAUAUUGAUAAACAAGCAAUACGAGCAAGCGUCGUGAAAAUCCUUGGACGCUAGAUGGCGUUAGAUGAAGUUUUUGAAUGUCCCUUAGAUGUUGUCACUUCUAUCCUAACCUAUAACUUGACCCGUGUGUGUAGGCACACCACUUACAAGAUGGCGGCCGGAAAUCAGAUGUGAAGUGUAAAAUAAAUACAUAUAGUACAAUUUGUUUGAAAUAUGGACCAAGAACAUGAUGAAACAAAAUGAUGCGCAUACAUAAAAACACGAAUAUAAACAAGAAUAAUAUUUAAACAAAUGGAAAUAAAUGGAAACAAUUUUAUUGUACAAUUUUUCGAAUUUUAUCUUAUUGCUUGUUUAGGCGUAUUGUGCGCACAUGGCUGCGCACGAUGCGCAGGAGUUAGUUAUAUACCAACUAUUUAUAUUUAUAUUAUACAAAAAUAUAGUUUAUAUUACUCUUUACAAAUAAUGUAUAAACACACACACACACACACACACACACACACAUGAUGAAGACACAUAACACAUAACAACGGUCCAUUUUUUAAGUUUGUGUUGUCGUUGAGAGAGUGGCGCCACCUGUUGUUCGGUAGGCCACGAUUUUAGACUCUUUUCAUCUUUGUACAAGUAUUUAACGAUAUUGCGAUAUAUAUGUAAAACACGAGAAACAAACAUGGACGAAGUUAACUGUAGAAAUAUUUAUUAAUGUGAAUGCUAUAUUAGAUUAUUAUACAAUUUAACAACAAUAGUGUAUUUGCUAUCACGUAGCUAAACGGAGUUUUAGUCACGGGAUUGAUUAAUCAUUCGAGUGUUUAAUAACGUUUAGUCACGUGAUGCUUACGCUAUUUUUUCUACUUCCAUUUUAUUUCCACGAUGAGUUUUUCAUUUAAAGAAAUUGGAAAUUGGAAAUUCGUGACGCGUUGACACAAGCUGCAGCUGCGCAUGCGCAAACUCUACCCCAUGACUAAAACCCGUGACUAAAGUACUUUAGUCACGGUUUUGUCUGUCUGUGUUUAAAAUACCACUUUUUGUGUCUCCAAACCGUGGAAAACUGGAAGUAGAAAAACGUAAUUAAUUAAUAAUUAACAAUUUACCAUUUUAGACUCUGAAGUUUUGAGUGGAAAUUUGAAACAAAUUUAUUAUGUAAUGAUUUACGCUAUGAGACUGUUUGUUAGAUGAAAUCUGUUUAAAUUAAUGCGCAUUCAACGAAUUUGUUGAUUAAUUUGAUAAUUUAUUAAUGAUUAUAUACAUGACAGUUGCUAAGAAUAUUUACGGAUUAAAUUGACAAUUGAAUAAUUGAUAUUUACUAAUAUAAACAAAUAUUAAUGGUGAACCAAAUGCGCGUCCGUCGCGGCGCGUCUCAUGUUAAACAUGUAAAAUGUAAACAAUUAGUAGCGAGACAUGUGCAUAUUACCAUACAAUACAUUCGUAUUAAUAAUAAUAA